UGUUGACAUAUGAUAGUAUUGAGAACUUGAGAAUGUCAAUGGUGUAUGUGUGUGAAGUUGCUCAUAAUUUGAAUCUACUGCUGGUUCUUUAAUAACGCUCUCAAUAGCUUAAGGCUGUAUGGCGUGAGACAGUGGGAUUAUUAGUGGCUAAUGCGUUGCAAAGGAUGUGCAAGAAAGUGGUCAUGCCCUAAGUAUGUACUAUCCCCGACAUUUUCGUACAGGGACAGCAAACGCAACGAAGUGUCAGGAUUGUAGGUCUUUUACACGGUUUGAACCUAAUCUUCCCACUUAUAAUGCAAACUUAACCACUUGACCGCAACGUUCCACGUGAGCUGUUUGGAAUAUACAGUUGUAACAAAGUAUAACAUUGAUUAUAUUAGGCAUGUCACCGAAUUUCACUGAGAUAUGUCGCCUUUGUAUGAUAAAACAAGAAGACACGUUGCUACCACUUUUUGACGAAAAUAAUAUUUUUGAGAAAAUAAAGGUUUUGAUACCGCAUUUAGAGCUGUGUAUAGGUGAUGGUCUGCCAGCCCAAGUAUGCCCUCAGUGUGUGCAUCAGAUCAACACAAGUUACAGCUUCAAGUUACAGUGUGAAGCCAGUGAUGCAACCCUCAGAAAAUUGCUUGUCCACCAGGAAACACAGCCAGAUAUAAAGGAAGACAUAUGGAAUUGUCAACAUGAAGUGUGUAUGUUUGUAGAGGUAAAAGAAGAAAAUAAAUAUGAAGAAUGUAGCAAUCAUGUGGACACCAGUGACAGGCUGCAUAAUGAUGACACUGAAACCAGCUUGUGGCCAGGUGACUGUUACUGCAAAAUAAAUGAAAUUAAGGAAGAAAUAACACGUGAAGUUAAUGAAAACAGCCCUGCAGAUUUCAGUGUAUUGACAGAAGAACAAGAGAUAGAAAACGACACUGAAUAUUAUGAAAAUACUACUCCUAGAGGUGUGAUCUUACCAGAAGAACCAAAGAAGAGAGAUUAUCCCAGACCUUACUGCUGUGAAAUUUGUGGUCUCUGUUUUACACAGAAAAAUAAACUUGCUGCACAUCUAAAUACACAUUCAGGUGAAAAACCAUACCCUUGUAAACACUGUGGAAUGAAAUUCAGUCGUCCCGAUAGUUGUCGGUCUCAUCUUUUGUGUCACAGUGGCCAGCGACCAUACUCAUGUGAACUUUGUAACAAGACAUUUACUCGUCAUGAUACUAUGAAGAGACAUUUGUAUACACAUACAGGAUACAAGCCACAUCAGUGUACAUUAUGUAGUAAGAGUUUUAUCCAGAAAGCCCAUCUCAAAAUUCACUUGGCAUCGCAUACAGACUACAAGCCAUUUCAAUGUCAGGAAUGCCCAAAGACAUUUUCAACACAUUCUCGAUUGAAAGAGCAUGCUGUUUUUCAUACUGGUAAAUGGCCUCAUGCAUGUGAAUAUUGUUCCAAGGGUUUUGCAAGGAAAGACCACCUUAAGAAGCAUUAUAUUGUCCAUAAAAAGAAAAACGUGGCCUCAGAUGUAUAAUCUCUAUAAGCUGUAACGUUAUAUAUUUUGCAGGAUAAUAACUUGACAGACCCACUGCAUACUUAGUUCACACUAACCAAGACAAAUCUGAUACUGUUUUAUUUGUUUUCGUCCACUGCCAUUAUCUCAGAUUAUAUAAUAUAAAAUGAUAGGAUGACUUGUAAAUAAUGAAUUGAAAUAAACUUUGAAGAAAAAGGUUGUAGCCUAAAUAAGGCACUGUGUUGAAAUUUGUCUGGUGGGAUUGAGGAAAUCCUCAAUUAGUAUACCCAGUGUCCCAACCGAGAGUUGAACAAAGCAGCUCCUAAACAUGAAUCUGCAGAAUGUUACAGCUACAUCAACCUGCUUGGUGACAAUAAGUAAAGUAAAGCUAUCCCUGUAACAGGCCAUGAAGACCCAUAGGGUUGUGAAACGUUGAGGGUCCCACAUUA
This is a messenger RNA of Cryptotermes secundus, 1932 nucleotides long. Its product is annotated as zinc finger protein 436. Gene Ontology annotation, cellular component: nucleus. Gene Ontology annotation, molecular function: DNA-binding transcription factor activity, RNA polymerase II-specific; zinc ion binding; RNA polymerase II cis-regulatory region sequence-specific DNA binding. Bases 383 to 1504 code for a protein of 373 amino acids. Lineage: Eukaryota; Metazoa; Arthropoda; Insecta; Blattodea; Kalotermitidae. The transcript is spliced from 4 exons. Gene Ontology annotation, biological process: regulation of transcription by RNA polymerase II. The record is from RefSeq and is a predicted model, not a curated record.